AAAGUUUCUUCCUCGAACUUGACGAAGUUUUUUAUUUCUAGAUAAAAUGAAUAAAUAAAAUUAAUAACGUAUUUCAUUACAGGAGAAUUUUGAUGAAUAAAUAAUAAAGGUUAUUAUCUUUUAUUUGAGGAAGUCCAUGCUGUCGUGUGGUUACAUUGUUCAUGUGUAAUUGUUUGUGAAGUGGCUGGCCGUUCGCGUCGACAGCAAGAAUGCCGAGGAAACUGUUGAAAUUCCUUAUCGUAUUCGAUAACACGUCGUUACUUUACUUCCCUGGGCAGUUCCUGUCCGGGAAAGUGUUGAUGGAACUGCAGGAUGAUACUCCAGUAUUAGGUCUACAUUUCCAUGUGGUUGGUGAAGGAGUGGUGAGAGUGGGCUCCGGCCGACAUGAAAGGUUGUUUGAUAAAGAAAAUUACAUCGACUUUCGAAUGAGACUGCUUGGAGAACCAGGCCAUGGCACCUCAGUACUCUCCCCAGGCAUCCAUAGCUUCCCAUUCAAGCUGGGUUUGCCCAUGGGCCUGCCUUCAACAUUCCUGGGCACACACGGAUGGGUUCAGUACUACUGUAAGGCAGCCUUGAGGGAGCCCAAUGGCUUGACACAUAAGAACCAACAGGUCUUCAUUGUGAUGAACCCUAUAGACUUGAAUUUGGAGCCACCAGUAUUAGCUCAAGAGUUCGAGUGCAGUAUCGAGCACCGGUUAGGCGUGGGCUGCGUGGGCGGCGGCGCCAUCGCCUGCCGCGUGGUGCUGGACCGCGGCGCCUACGUCCCGGGCGAGAGCGUGGCGCUGUCGGCGCACCUCGUCAACAACUCCAAGACCACGCUUAAGGCCACCAGGGCGGCUCUUACUGAGACGAUCCAAUAUUCCGCCCACGGCAAGGUAGCGGCUAAAGAGGUGCGUGAACUAGCGUCGCGCGCUCACGGAAAANCUUAA
Molecule: messenger RNA, 929 nt
Organism: Ostrinia furnacalis (Asian corn borer)
Lineage: Eukaryota; Metazoa; Arthropoda; Insecta; Lepidoptera; Crambidae
Gene: Vdup1
Product: arrestin family protein Vdup1
Exons: 7
Coding region: 210-929 (239 amino acids)
Biological process (GO): protein transport
Cellular component (GO): cytoplasm
Source: RefSeq, a predicted model, not a curated record